AUGGAUUAUGUCCAGAAUAUCUCAGUACCAAGAGAUUUCCAUCUCCUAGCAUUUUCCAAUACCGAAGAACUUCAUCAUAUUAUUUUUUUUGGACUGUUACUGAUGUACCUACUGGCUGUGCUUGUAAACAUGCUGGUUAUUGUACUUGUGAGUCUGGUAUCCCAGCUGCACACCCCCAUGUACUUCUUUCUGUGCAACCUGGCAGCCCAGGACAUUAUCACUGUCUCUGCCAUCUUGCCCAAGCUGAUGACCAUCACCUUUAUAGGGGAAAAGAGCAUUUCUUUUUAUGGCUGCAUAACACAGCUAUUUCUUUACAUAUGUUGCAAUGUAGGGGAUUUUCUCCUUCUGGCCAUCAUGGCGUAUGACCGAUACGUGGCUAUUUGUGUCCCUCUACGUUAUCAUCUGAUUAUGAAACCCAGGUUCUGCAUCCUGUUAGUGACAACAUCAUGGACUUUCAGUGCCACCAAUGCAAUGUGUUAUGCUUUGCCUAUAUCUCAUUUGUCGUUUUGCAGGCCUAUUAAUAUAAAUCAUAUAUUUUGUGAAAUUGUAUUCUUGCUGGAGCUUUCCUGCAGUGAUACAACUCUCAUUAAAGCAUUAAUAACAGCUAAUGUAACAUUAAUUGGGAUUUUUCCAUUUUCAUUAAUCCUAACAUCUUAUGUGUACAUCAUAUAUACCAUCCUGAAAAUGCCAUCCUCAGCCGCAAGGCUCAAGACUUUCUCCAGCUGUUCUUCACAUCUCACUGUUGUGUUACUGUACGGUGGUUCAGGCAUUAUCUUGUACAUGAAACCAGUCUCUGAAAACUCUCAAGAAGUAGACAAGAUGUUUUUCCUUAUUUACUUGGGUUUUAUUCCAGUGUUAAACCCAUUGGUGUACAGCCUAAGAAACAGACAGGUUCAGUCUUCUGCAAGAAUAGUAUUUUCCAAACAUCUAAUAAAUUAUCUGUAA
Molecule: messenger RNA, 945 nt
Organism: Xenopus laevis (African clawed frog)
Lineage: Eukaryota; Metazoa; Chordata; Amphibia; Anura; Pipidae
Product: olfactory receptor 2A1/2A42-like
Exons: 1
Coding region: 1-945 (314 amino acids)
Source: RefSeq, a predicted model, not a curated record